Molecule: messenger RNA, 1939 nt
Organism: Acanthochromis polyacanthus (spiny chromis)
Lineage: Eukaryota; Metazoa; Chordata; Actinopteri; Pomacentridae
Gene: cln5
Product: CLN5 intracellular trafficking protein
Exons: 4
Coding region: 146-1138 (330 amino acids)
Biological process (GO): lysosome organization
Cellular component (GO): lysosomal membrane; lysosome
Molecular function (GO): hydrolase activity, acting on glycosyl bonds
Source: RefSeq, a predicted model, not a curated record
UCGUCUUCUUCCUGUCAUGUGAUUCCGUUUCAUCAACAAAACCAUGUGACCGCUAAUGAGGAAGUCCUUCCAGAGAGGAGUAGUCAUGAGGAGAAAAUCUUUCUAACUUCUGCUUUUAAUCGUUUUUAGCCGCGGAUUCUUCAUCAUGUCGCAGAAGGACUUUGUUUUGUGUUUGAAGCUGCUGCUGUUUCUUCUCGUCGUUUCUCAGUUCGGGACCGAUGGACGGCAGCAGUGGCCGGUUCCUUACAGGCGGUUUGACUCCCGGCCUGAUGUGGACUCUUAUUGUGAAGCUCUGUACCCGUUCUGUCCCACCGGAGACCCAGAUGGACGGAUUCCCUUCAUGAAAGACGGCGACAUCAUCUCCAUUUACCGGCUGCAGACGCCAGUGUGGGAAUGGAAAUAUGGAGAUUUACUGGGGAAGCUGCACGUCAUGCAUGAUGCCGUUGGGUUCAGCAGCUUAGACACUGGAACGAACUACACCAUGGAGUGGUACGAACUGUUUCAGCUGGGAAACUGCACCUUUCCUCACCUCAGGCCGGAGAUGAAGGCCCCGUUCUGGUGCAACCAGGGAGCUGCCUGCUUCUUUGAAGGCAUCGACGACCUGCACUGGUCUCAGAAUGGCACUUUGGAGAAAAUAGGAGAAAUCAGUGGGAGCCAGUUCAAUGACUUGGCCCAGUGGGUGCAGGACGACAACAGGACGGGGAUCUACUACGAGACGUGGACCGUCCUCUCCGACCCCAGCCCAAACGCCACGGCGUGGUUCGAGUCUUACGACUGUUCCCAGUUCGUCCACCGCACGUACAGGAAGCUGACAGAGCUGGGAGCCAAGCUGUCCAGCCGCUCGCAGACCAACUACACCAAGAUCUACCUGUACAGCGGAGAGCCCACGUUCCUCGGCAACGACAGCGACAUAUUCGGACAGCCCGCCCUGAAAAAUGUGGCGACGGACAUCCGCAAAUUUUACUACAGCUUCAGGCCGCACCAGUCGUUUGCAGAACUGGCCGUCAGUCUGCUGGAGGCUUUUAGGGAUGUGGUGUUUGACAAGAGCUUCUACCUCUACUACAACUUUGAGUACUGGCAUCUGCCCAUGAAGCCUCCAUACAUGCAGAUUACAUAUGAAGAGGUGCCUUUGCCUUAGUUUCACACUGGACCACUAAAAUCUGACUGUUUUUUCCAUUUUUAACUGGCCAAAGAUGUUAAUAGCAUGACAGAAUUGAUUCUUGACCAUCUUGAUCAUUCACUAUUCCUCACAAAAUUACAUUGUUUUUAUAUCUAUACUUUGGCAAACCUUUGAAAGCAUUUUUAAGAAAAUAUUUUGAUGUUUACAUCCAUGCAGUCUUCGUCUUUGCCUUUAUCGAUGCGUUUGACCUCAAAUUUUAAGCUAACCUAAGCUAGGACAGUGUUUAGAAAAAACUGACAUUUGAACAUUUGCGACACAGCGACAGCAAGGAAUGCAACACUAAAUGGAGUUUGUGAUGAUUAUUUUAAUCUAUUGAACAAAAUAUUGCUUGAUAACUUUUCUGUCAGCUGCAUACAAAAUUAUUGUCAUUCCCUGACAUCUGAAGACACACGAGAAAAAACGUCUCCAGUAAAACCAACCUAUCAAAGCUACAGAAGUUCUGCACUGAUGAGACAAAAAUAGAGCUCUCAGGAAUUAUAAGUACGUACAUCUUGAUUUUUCUGUUGGUAUUGUACCUAAAUAAACUAACCAUUCACCUCUUACAUGAUCUAGAUCAGAAUGUCAAAAAUGUCAGGGGGGUUGAAUAAUUUAUUUUCUGCACCAUUCCAGUCUGUCUUGAACUUAGACAAUGAAGUGUUUCUUGCAGUGUACAAAUUUCCAAGCUCAAAAUCUCUUUUCCGCUGCACUGUUUAGGACUGUAGAGCUUCUAUAAACAUACUAAUAGAAGUAUUUUGACUGUUAAACUCAAUGUUAUGACAA